AUGUCCUGGCGAGUAGGCAAGAAGCAGACGAGGCAGCCUAGCAGCGCGCUCUCGAUUCCCGACGAGCCUGCGCGGUCGACCACCCCGACGCCUGGCAACCCCCAUGGCAGCCCGUUGUCGCGCUCUGGGAUCCUCGCCAUCCGCGUGUUAUGGGCGGAAGGCUUGAAUCUGCCCGGCGGCGCUGCGUUGCCGCCUGCAGUCCAGGCUGCCCUGUCUUCCCAGCAGGCUAAGGUCGCUGCGUCUGUGUCCCCCUCCAGUGUCACCCAGCACCGACUCGCAAAUAGGCGAAGCAACCGCGACAGCGUACAACGAAAGCAGUGCUGGUGGCUACCGUAUCUUGUCAUGGAGUUUGAGGUCAAUCAAGUAUUGAUCACACCGCUCGGAGGAGAUCUGUCAAAGCCCUUGUAUAUGUAUGAGACGCAUUUCGAUGUGUCGCGUCACUCGGAGAUAUCGAUUCAAUGUUACCUUCGCACGGAGGAGCCCAAGCGCGGCGGAGACGGUAUUGCCGACGACAUGGGCAACGAUCUUUUCAUGGGCGGUGUGCGUUUCGUCCCAGACUUCGAUGACUUGUCUCCACAGGAUCAAUGGUACGAGCUCGUCAGUGGCUCUGGCAGGAUCCAGAUCGGGGUGGCAUUCCAACCCAGCAGUGGCCAUUCUCUGACUAUCGAUGAUUUCGAGCUAAUCACCGUAAUUGGUAAAGGGAGCUUUGGGAAGGUCAUGCAAGUGCGAAAGCGUGACACCUCACGGAUUUACGCCCUGAAGACUAUCCGGAAGCAACACAUCGUCGAGCGAGGGGAGAUCACGCACACCCUCGCGGAACGUAUGGUUCUUGCACGGGUGAACAAUCCCUUCAUUGUCCCACUUAAAUUCAGUUUCCAGUCCGAGCAGAAGUUGUAUCUCGUGCUCGCAUUCGUCAAUGGCGGCGAGCUUUUCCAUCACUUACAACGAGAACAGCGUUUCAACGAGGAGCGAAGUCGGUUUUACAGUGCGGAAUUGCUUCUGGCUCUAGAACAUCUCCAUGAGCUCGACGUAGUGUAUCGUGACUUGAAGCCCGAAAACAUCCUCCUGGAUUACACUGGCCAUAUCGCGCUAUGUGACUUCGGGCUGUGCAAACUCAAUAUGAAGGAUUCGGACACAACCAAUACGUUCUGCGGAACGCCUGAAUAUCUUGCACCCGAGAUUUUGAACGGCCAAGGUUAUAACAAAACAAUUGACUGGUGGACGCUGGGAGUUCUUCUGUACGAAAUGCUGUCUGGACUGCCUCCGUUCUACGAUGAGGUCACCGAUAAGAUGUAUCAGAAGAUCCUCCAUAACCCGCUGGUUUUUGGCGACGAGAUUGGUCCUCAAGCUCAAAGCCUCCUCACUGGGCUCCUUACACGCGAUCCGGCCUACCGUCUCGGCGUUAAUGGAGCAGACGAGAUUAGGAGACAUCCGUUUUUUGAGAAGAACAUCGACUUCAAACGGCUCUUGCAGAAGAAGAUCCAGCCGCCAUUCAAGCCCAGUGUCUCCAGCCCAGUGGACGUAUCCAAUUUCGACACGCUCUUCACGGCUGAGGCACCUAUGGACAGUGUGGUGGAAGGAUCUCAGCUAUCGGAGACAGUUCAAGCGCAAUUUGCUGGUUUCUCGUACGACGGCACCAACAUGCCUGCCAGCCCGUGA
This is a messenger RNA of Fibroporia radiculosa, 1659 nucleotides long. RefSeq lists its product as uncharacterized. The transcript is spliced from 6 exons. Lineage: Eukaryota; Fungi; Basidiomycota; Agaricomycetes; Polyporales; Fibroporiaceae. Gene Ontology annotation, biological process: protein phosphorylation. The record is from RefSeq and is a predicted model, not a curated record. Gene Ontology annotation, molecular function: ATP binding; protein serine/threonine kinase activity. Bases 1 to 1659 code for a protein of 552 amino acids.